AUGCUUUCUCACCUUUCACCAUCAUUCUCAUUUUCCUCUCAGACCCCCACAAAAAGCCUCGUUUCACUAUUAUUCCUUUAUCCCUUGCUUAUUCCUUGCAUAUUCCUUGCUUAUUCCUUUAUUUCUGCUUAUUCCUUUAUUCCUUGCAUAUUCCUUGCUUAUUCUUUUAAUUCCCCACGUAUUCCUUUAUUCCUACUUAUUCUUUUUUAUCAUUUGCUUAUUCCUUUAUUAUUGCUUAUUACUUUAUUCCUAACUUAUUCUUUUAUUAUUUUUUUAUUCCUUUAUUCCUUUCUUAUUCCUUUAUUCCUUGCUUAUUCCUGCAUUUUUACUUAUUCCUUACGUAAUCCUUUAUUCCUUGCUCAUUCCUUACUUAUUCUUUUAUUCCUUACUUAUUACUUUAUCAUUGCUUGUUCCUUACUUAUUCCUUUAUUAUUUGCUUAUUUCUUUAUGCCUUACUUAUUCCUGUAUUCCUUACUUAUACCUUUAUUUCUUGCUUAUUUCUUUAUUCCUUACUUAUUCCAUUAUUCCUUACUUAUUCUCUUAUGCCAGGAUCUUUAUUCCGUCAUGUACUUCAUUUUGUCUUGUGCAUAA
Acanthosepion pharaonis is the source of this 591-nucleotide messenger RNA. NCBI's taxonomy places the organism in Eukaryota, Metazoa, Mollusca, Cephalopoda, Sepiida, Sepiidae. The record is from the annotation of a GenBank genome assembly.